ACGAAACCAGAUUUGAUUGGAUUUUUAACGACAAUCGAAAUGAACGCUUUGUGACGUACCAUUCAUAAUUUUAUGUUUGUAAUUGCGUGGUUUUAGUGCGUUAAAAAAACUGUAACGAAUGUUGUGCGGUGCCAUAGGGUUGUCCUUAAUACAAUCGGAUCACCCGCCGUUAGCAGCUGAACUGAGCUCUCGUGUGGCCGCACACGCAUCUCGCUUGCAGGAGCCCAAGCAAGACGCGCGUCUCCCCAUACCUACAGCGCAGGAUCUGGAAGCGGUCAGAAAGAUCGCACAGGUCUUAAUCAUGCUAGGUGAACAGAUAAUACCAGCGCUUAUCAACGGAACAGGAGCUGGGAAUGGAGGCACCACGGCCACGGAGAUACCCAACGAUAUAGUGAAUACCGAUUAAUAUAAAAAAUGUUAUAAUAAAUAUGUUAAAGGGGAAAGGGUUAUGUGUAGGUAUUAUACGUAAGGCAUGAAUGAUGUAUGCUAAGAAAUUAAACAAAUAGCUGUCAAAGUUCUCGAAGUUUAUAUACUGAACGGAUAACACGCUUUAUUUAAAAUUAUGUAAUCUGACUACUUACUGGCAAAGUACUCCACCUAAAUAAAGCACUUCAACCCAGACGAUUGAGGUGAUGUUUUUAUUGUGAUUAUAAAAAUUGGUAGUGUUUUUUUUUUAAUAUAAUUUUUUUAACUAUCAGUAUUUAGGUACAAUUAAAAUACAAGAAACAGAAAAUAUGAUUGUGUAUUUUGAUUAAUUGCUGGCAACGAAAACUAGAAAAAUUUAUAUCAAUUUUAAAGACUCCAUUAAUCUUGUUAUUCAA
This is a messenger RNA of Nymphalis io (European peacock), 821 nucleotides long. RefSeq lists its product as uncharacterized. Lineage: Eukaryota; Metazoa; Arthropoda; Insecta; Lepidoptera; Nymphalidae. The record is from RefSeq and is a predicted model, not a curated record. The transcript has 3 exons. The coding region runs from base 119 to 406 and encodes 95 amino acids.